AUGAAGCUUUCACGCGCAACUUUGCUGGCCCUGAUAGCGGCCUCGUCGUUGUCAAAUGCGCUGGAUGCGAAUAGCCUGUUGGCAUUGCGUACUAGUUCAGCAGAAGAUGUGACAGUGACAGAGACAAUUUUUGAGACAGUUACUGUGUCCGGAUCUUGGGAGGCAACAAGCAGCCUCCAGACGAGUCUUCUCGAGCAUUCAAUAGCUAUCAAACGCGCAAUUACUCCAUCGACCACCGCUGCGACUCCCGGGUCAUCACCGAUUGGAGCUACAGAGACAAGUACAUCGAUUAUGACAACGCUCCCGGAAUAUAUUUUAGCCAAAAGGCAAAUUCCUCCAGAGUCUCCGCCUAUAAUCACAGGAUCAGCGGGCACAAUCACAGUGACAUCAACAUCAACAAUCACGACCUGUCCUGUAUGCGCAAGUACAUCGACUACACCCACCACAACGCCACCUCCAACGACCAGUAAUCCUGUCACCAUCCCGACAACAGCACCAGGGUCUAAUGUUACUGUGACUGUGACAACCACCGUUCCGGGCCCCACGGAGACUGACACUGUCACCACGACUGUCAGCUUGCCUGGCACCACAGAAACAGACAUACUCAAUAGCACGGUCACUGUUCCGGGGACUGCGGGGACGGAUACUAUCACUACAACCAUUAGCUUACCAGGUACCACGGUGACAGACAUACUCAAUAGCACGGUCACUGUUCCGGGGACUGCGAGGACGGAUACUAUCACUACAACCAUUAGCUUACCGGGUACCACGGUGACAGCCUCUCAGGGUUCAAUCUCGACCACUACUGUCACGACCACCACAACUCAACCAGGGUCAACAUAUACUGUGACCCUAGGCGAUGGAAUGUCUCGCAACACCACCGUCACCAUUACUGCUGAUGGUGGAACAACUGUGACUUCGAUACAGACAGUGACCGACGCAACCACUGUCACGAAAAAUGCAACUACAUUGGUAACUGUCCCAGGGUCUACCGUAACAGUCCCUGGUUCAACAAUAACGGUCGUAACUACAUCGACUGAGAGGACCACCCAAACCGUCACCAUUUCUGGGGUCACAGUAACAGAUACCGCGACAGUAACUGAAACCUCAAUGGCAACAGUUACUGAUCCUGGAGCGACUAUCACUAACACAACCACAUUGACCGAGAUCUCGACCUCGACAGUCACGAACCCAGGAGCAACAGUGACAGACACAACCACUGUGACAGAGGGCACUAGGCAAACCAUUAGCCAGAUUCUAACGACAACGGCCACCGAAACCGUCUUCUUGCCUGGGGCAACCGUGGUGGAUUCGAAGACCAUUACCCUACCUGGCACGACAAUAAUGAACUCGGAAACUGUGGCCCUCACGGUCCCUGGAACAACAGUGACGAAUAUGAAAACAAUCACUGAAUCUGGGACAACGAUGACAGUCUCUGAGGUAGUCACCAUUCCGGGUCCCAUGGCCACGACCAUAAAGACAAUUCCAACUACCCUCCCAGGAUCAACUAUAAUCACCACCAUCACUGAACCUGGACAGACAAUUACCAUGUCCGGAUCUGUCACCACAUUGCCAGGAUCAACUACUGUCCAAACCAAUACUCUUCCUGGCGUCACAACGACGGAUAAACAGACUGUUCCAACAACUAUGCCCGAAGCAACAGUUGUCACUACCAUCACUAAGCCAGCAAGUACCGUGACAGUAUCAGGCGCCGUUACUACUGUACCAGGAUCCACUAUCGUACAGACGACUAGUCUCCCUGGAUCACCAUCAGUUGAGACUGUGUUGGUGACUGUCAUCUAUAGCACCACCAUUUUCAACACAGUAACAUUGGCUGGCUCUGAUAAAACUAUAACCAUCACUGCUCCAACUGCAUCUACAACUCAGACUGGCAACACUGUGACAGUCCCUGGAACCACCACAACGCUAUCCAUCUGUCCAACACUCACGAUCAACCCCACUUACACUCCAGCCGCUCCCCUCCCACGAAACUACACCUGGGGUUGUCCACCAGGCUAUCUCUGUAAACCCAAACACACCGGCGCCGACGCAGGCUGCAACAUCGAAGCCGGUCUGCCAGCCGAGUCAUAUGUCUGCAGUCCGGACGAGUGUAUUAAAAGCCCACCCUUCAUCCACGACCAGUAUUGGGGCACGCCAGUAGAAUCCAAUGAGAUUGGAUCAACCUACAACAUAUCGAAAGACUACUUCAACCUCGACCCUGAGAUCUUCGGCCUGAACUACUCCAUCUUCCGCAUCCCGGAUCUCAGACCUGGCGAUGAGCACUACUACAUCCGGUCCUCUCGUCGAUCAUGGAGCAAACUACUCCCCCGGCAGUCGAUCGGAGUAUCCACCGUGCCUGGCGCUUGUUACGACGAGUGCAACGACGCAGCAUUGGAGGUCGAAUCUACCGGCAAGACACCGGAGAUCUGCAAUGCCGGUUCGGCCUUCAACAUCUCCCUUGGCCACUGUGAGAAGUGCUGUAGCAUCCACAAGACUGCUACCUCUGCCAGCUUUGAGCAAAAGGUUUUGCCGAACUUUCAGCAGUUUUUGAACUUCUGCGAGGGAUUGGAGACCUCGUCGGCUACCACUGCUGCUGCGGAUACGGUCAGUUCCAGCACGAGGAGUGGUCAGGCGUCUACGACCACAGGAACGACAUCCACGCGGAAAGGCGGUAGUCUAAUACAGACUGAUCCAUUACCAGCAUCGACUACCCUAGAUACUACAAACAAGGGGACUAUGGGUCACGAUGACUCUAGCACAGCGGCGGCUACAAGCUUUGCGGAACCGACAGCAAUGUCCUCGCCAUCUCAGCAGGCAAACACAUCACACUCGACAACAGGUCCCGCUUCGGAGAAGACUCCACAGAUCUCUUCCGCUAGCAGCGACACUGGUGAAAGGUCAGCUAGCGCAACAUCGCACAGACCGACAGAUACAAAUUCCGGAGCAAGCCCGUCUACAACUGCAUUACUUUCUACAGGCGCGGCAAGUCCUCAGACGGUGCCAUCUCACUGGAGUAUUCUGGCUCUCGUGUUUGGAGUUGUGGGUUUCCACGUUUGA
Molecule: messenger RNA, 3057 nt
Organism: Aspergillus pseudoviridinutans
Lineage: Eukaryota; Fungi; Ascomycota; Eurotiomycetes; Eurotiales; Aspergillaceae
Exons: 3
Coding region: 1-3057 (1018 amino acids)
Source: RefSeq, a predicted model, not a curated record